AUGGGGACCAACCUGGGAGGAUGGUCACUGUUACUAUUGCUGUUGGGCCUGGUGAUCCCUCCAGCCUCCACCCAGGCCCUUAGCUACGAGAAGGCCAUACUCCGUGCUGUGGAUGCCUUCAACGAAGAUUCCUCAGACCCCAACCUCUACCGCUUCCUGGAGCUGGAUCAGGAGCCCACGGGAGAUGAGGACCCCAACAUCCCACAGCCCGUCAGCUUCCUGGUGAAGGAGACGGUCUGUUCCAAGACAGUGCAGAUGCCACUGCAGCAAUGUGACUUCAAAGAGGAUGGGCUGGUGCAACGGUGUAUGGGGACAGUCAUCCUGGACCAGGUCACAGGGUCCUUCGACAUCAACUGUGAAAAGCUGCAGCAAGUGGGCCUGGGAGGAUUCCUCAAGAGAGGCGCGCAGAAGAUCCGCAGAAGACUGGGGAGAAUUGGUCGGAGAAUCAAGGAUUUCCUUCGAAAUCUUCGGCCAAGACAAGUGAGACUUGAUGAGACUCUGGAGUCUAAAAAAUAAAUUCUUAGGAAAGCAAUCUCCUCCAGGCUUUGAUUUCACUUGUCUUGAUUUUCUCACAUAUUACUAUUAACUAUU
Molecule: messenger RNA, 591 nt
Organism: Sorex fumeus (smoky shrew)
Lineage: Eukaryota; Metazoa; Chordata; Mammalia; Eulipotyphla; Soricidae
Product: cathelicidin antimicrobial peptide-like
Exons: 4
Coding region: 1-516 (171 amino acids)
Biological process (GO): innate immune response; defense response to Gram-positive bacterium; defense response to Gram-negative bacterium
Cellular component (GO): extracellular region
Molecular function (GO): lipopolysaccharide binding
Source: RefSeq, a predicted model, not a curated record